Messenger RNA from Aphanomyces astaci, 863 nucleotides. RefSeq lists its product as hypothetical. The record is from RefSeq and is a predicted model, not a curated record. The transcript has 2 exons. Lineage: Eukaryota; Oomycota; Saprolegniomycetes; Saprolegniales; Verrucalvaceae. The coding region runs from base 33 to 686 and encodes 217 amino acids.
GAGUUGUUCAGCAAAAGUCGACAAUCAGCGCCAUGAGUACCGACGGCCCGACGCUGCACACAGUGGAAGAAACGCUAAAGGCUGUGGCGCACAUGAAAGAAUGCCUUGGGGUCGUCGAAGAUGGAUGCAAUGCGUCAGACAUGGCGUCCGAAGCCAUAUUUAUCAGUCAGACAAAGCCGAGUAUGGACGACGCCACGGCGCUGUCCCGCCAAGUGGCGAAUUUUCUUGAAAAGGCCAAGCACAAGCACGACAAAGAGCAACUCAAGGCCCUCCAAAAGGACUUUGUCGUGACGAUGAAGCGGCUGCAGGAAACCCAGCGUAUGCAUGCUAGGAAGCACGAAGCUGUCGUCGAAUAUGACUUAAUUCAAGGUGGGGCUGUGACUUCGGACGAGUUCAAAGCAGGAAAGGACGUGCUGGAGAAGGAGCUAGCACUAGCAGACGAGAUGGGGCACUUGGUCCACGCCGUGGGCCAAGUCAACAAAGUCGUCCUCGAACAGACCAAAGUGAUCGAACACGUCAAGACCGAGCUGGACGCCGUGGCGAUCACCAUUGGUGAAUCGGUUUCCGCCGAAGAGCAGGCGGCGUACCUCAAGUGGGAAAACAUCAAAAAGAGGGCGUUGAUCACGGCCCUCGCGGUUGCCAUUGCAGCCGCCAUCGUCACCCCCAUCGUCUUGGCGUUUACAUGACACAACGUAGUUGGAAUAAACCUUGCUUUCAUUAUAAAAGACCCCCAAGAACCAUCCAACAACUAGCAACUGGUUAGGCCACCUUGUGUUGUUCGCAUUCUUUUAGAAUGACCGACAGCUUUGCCGACAGUCGUUGGAGCACUUCCUUGGUCACUUCCACGACCCGAUUGUCGGCAC